Molecule: messenger RNA, 855 nt
Organism: Hypoxylon trugodes
Lineage: Eukaryota; Fungi; Ascomycota; Sordariomycetes; Xylariales; Hypoxylaceae
Product: alpha/beta hydrolase fold protein
Exons: 1
Coding region: 1-855 (284 amino acids)
Source: RefSeq, a predicted model, not a curated record
AUGCAAGAGCAAAAGAUCGAGACUGAGUUCGGUACGCUCUGGACUGCCUGCAGUGAACCUCAGGCAUCUUCCAAGUCGAACCCAGCUAUCUUGUUUCUACAUGGCAGUGCAACUAGCUCACGUAUCUUCGAGCCGCUUCAAAACUCGCCCGAGCUCAAAUCCAAUUACAAACUCGUUGCUUUCGAUUUUCCAGGCCACGGCCGCUCUUCCGACGCUCCUGACCCCAACAAAUCCUAUUACCAGUACGCCUAUGCAGAAGCCGCUCUGGAAGUCCUCCAGCAUUACGACAUCAAGCAAGUUAUAAUACUAGGCUGGAGCCUUGGUGGGCAUGUCGCGCUGGAAUUUGUCUCUGUGCUCGCGAAUGCCAAAAAGCCCACUGACAUUCGUAUCGCCGGCAUCAUGAUUACCGGAACGCCGCCAGUGCCCAAACAGGCAAUUGCCGGUUUCCGCAAAGAUGCCAACGUAUCAGCCCUGUUCAACCCGGAGGCUUCCAAGGAGGACCUGAUCAAGGUCGCGGGUGUUCUUACCAAAUCUGCACCGCCAGAUUGGCUGAUUGAAGAUGUCUUGCGUACGAACCGCUUGACCGGUAAGACUAUGGGUACCAAAUUCAUGGAAGGCUACUGCAGUGAUCAGAUCAAGAUUUUACACGAUUUCAAAGGGUGGAUAGCCGUCGUCAACGGUGGAGCUGAGCCCCUUUUGGACCUGGACUACUGUGAUUCUGUCUGCAAAGGAGCUCCUCGACUGUGGCGUGGUGAAUGUAUCAGGCUCAAGGAUGAAGGACAUGCACCGUUCUUCGAUAAUCCGCAAGGCUUUCUAACGGUGUUCUUGGACUUCCUUGAUAGCUGCAAAUUGUAG